CCUCUGUGUUGAGAGGUAUAGACAUAUAUUUCCAUGUCAAUUCGAUCGAACCAAAUUCGGAGUAAACCGAACGGUUUUGUUAGACGAAGAAUGGAGAGAAGCCAUCAUUUGACAGCCCAAAUAAACUGCAACCUCUGCAGAUUAGAAUCCGAAUGCUAAUGGGCCGAACGGCAAUAUAUGAGACAUUAUUCUAAACCAAGCUCAACCGUAGAUAACCGGAUUCAAAUCGCAAAGGGAAAUGUCUAAAAAAAGCUAGGAGAUAAUAUAAAAAAAGCUGCAAAGUAACAAUGUUAAAAGGUGGUGGCUUGGUAUGGUGACAUAGAGAAAGCCUGUUACCGAGGAAGCUGCCAUUGUCGGCCUGUCUCUAUCUCUUCCUACUCGGUCUUACCACAUAGGAGAGUUCAGAGAUAAUAAUAAUAACUGGAACAAAAUCAUAUUUUUUUCUUUUAAUUCGUAAUAUCUGUCAUAUGGCUGGUUAACUUAUUUUAUAAUUGGGACCAAAAUAAUUUAUUCUUUUAAAUCCGUAUUAUUUAUCAUAAGGCUAAUUUGCACUUUUUAAUCCUUAAAUUUAAAUAUGGUCAGUUCGUUUGUUUUAUGUCUGAUCUAGUUUUUUUUUUUCGGAAAACAUUAUGUAUUAUACGUAUGAUAAGCUUUGGUAAGGACCGCAAGGUAAUCUAUUUUCUGAUAUUGCUUCCAAACGUUUCUAUGCUAUUUCUUUAUUAACGUAUUUAAUCUCAAAAAAUUAAUCAAUCAUGAAAAAUAAAUUAAAUAUUAAAUAUAUACGUAAAAAUAUCACGAAUAAUUCCUCAAGAUAUUUCACAAAGAACACUUCUAUUUGCAUCACAAACUAAAAAAAGUAAUAAUAAACGGCUUUGCUUCAUUGUACCCAAAAUAUACGGUACGACCUUUAACUUGCAAGCUACAACCUUUUGUGUUUCUGCAAUUAUGCUGCACCAUUUUGUAACGUAAAUUCUAAUUUAAAAAAAAAAAACAUAUUUUCAAAGAAAUUAAAAAAGACACUUUCCUAGCGAAGUCACAGGGAGAGAAGAGAACUAGUUAAAAUGUCCGAAUAUUCCCUCAUAUCCAUAAUUAAUUAAUUACAAAUAAUGAAUAAAAUAAUACAAUACAAACACCCCUUGUAUUGUUGUUUGUAUCCACAGUUUUCGAUCCGAAUCACAAACUUCAUCAAUAUGGAAUCCUUCUGAUCGUAAUAACCCUUCUCCUUAUUUAUCUUUCAAACAGAGUUUUCAUUAUUUAAGAGAUUCAAAAACAAAAACAAAAAUAAAAAAGAGAAGAUUUUUAUCUCCGUCCGAUGUCGAUACCUAUUCCUUACGAUGACCCACUCACCACCACCGGCGAACAAACGCCGUAUCCGGCGCCACCGAAGGGCGGCAACACGACGAAUCUUCCAACGAAGAUCCUCUCCAAAAUCCUCGUGGGUUUCAUCAUGAUCCCCGUAGCUUUAACCGCCCUGCUCUUCAUCCUCAUGUCUCUCGGCUUCUCUGUCUUCUUCUUCGCUCUCUACUGGUUUCUCCACCGUAACUACCGCCGCCGCCGCCACCUCCGUCACGAAUCCUCAGACGGGUUGUCUCCCAGAUGCGUGAAGAGCCUUCCGCAGUUCAAGUUCUGCGAGCCGACAAAGUACGGAAGCGAGUGCGUGGUGUGUAUCGAUGGGUUCAGACAAGGGCAGUGGUGUCGGAGGUUGCCUGGAUGCGGGCAUGUGUUUCAUAGGAAGUGUGUGGACUUUUGGUUGGUGAAAGUUGGGACUUGUCCGAUUUGUAGGGAUAGGGUUUAAGAUUGGAAAGACCGAAAGAGGCAAAGAAAGGUGAGAAUUUUUUGAUGGGUGAAGUAGUUUCUCUAGUAGUAGAUUUGUUGUUUAAAGUUUGUUGGUUUACUUUAGUUUAUUACGAUGAUGUUAAAACAAAUUUGGUUUUCAUCAAUAAUCAAUCAUGUACAGUUUAUUUAUUUAUUACAGAGCUCAACAAAUUGAAAGCUUGUUCCUUUCU
Molecule: messenger RNA, 2006 nt
Organism: Brassica rapa (field mustard)
Lineage: Eukaryota; Viridiplantae; Streptophyta; Magnoliopsida; Brassicales; Brassicaceae
Product: RING-H2 finger protein ATL14
Source: RefSeq, a predicted model, not a curated record